AUGUGUAUAUUUAGACAUUUAGUUUUAGUCACAAUAAUAUACCAUCGUGGCAUCAGUGCAGCGUCGUACAGACCAAGGGAACCGGGGCUUCGGGACACUUCAAGUUGCGAGGUCAAGCCGAAAAAGGCCGUUGUAGCCAAAAAGAAGAAAUCAAUCGUUAAAAAAGUCGAAGCCGCCGGAACACCGAAGAAGAAGAAGCUCGUAGCCGCCAAGAAACCCGCGGCGGGCGAACCAGCAGCCAAAAAAGCGAAAAAGGCCGCUGCAACCAAACCCAAGGCGACUACAACGAAAAAGCCGGCCGCUGUCAAACCCAAAUCGAAGAAAACUCCAAUCAAGAAAACCGCAGCUCCCAAAAAGAAGUAG
Acyrthosiphon pisum (pea aphid) is the source of this 363-nucleotide messenger RNA. Its product is annotated as histone H1B-like. NCBI's taxonomy places the organism in Eukaryota, Metazoa, Arthropoda, Insecta, Hemiptera, Aphididae. The transcript has a single exon. Gene Ontology annotation, biological process: nucleosome assembly. The record is from RefSeq and is a predicted model, not a curated record. Gene Ontology annotation, molecular function: DNA binding; structural constituent of chromatin. Gene Ontology annotation, cellular component: nucleosome. The coding region runs from base 1 to 363 and encodes 120 amino acids.